This is a messenger RNA of Echinops telfairi (small Madagascar hedgehog), 979 nucleotides long. RefSeq names its product R3H domain containing like (gene R3HDML). Lineage: Eukaryota; Metazoa; Chordata; Mammalia; Afrosoricida; Tenrecidae. The record is from RefSeq and is a predicted model, not a curated record. Bases 1 to 762 code for a protein of 253 amino acids. The transcript has 5 exons.
AUGCCCCUGCUGCCCAGCGCCAUGUGCCUGGCAGCCCUGCUCUUCUGGACAGGCCACGGAGCGGGCGCCUUGAUGAUGCCCAACGCCACCCUGGCACUGGCCAGGCCCCAGACUACAGCCAUGAGGGUCCUGACUGGCCUGGGGAUGCCCAGGUACCGCCGAAAGCGCCACAUCUCUGCCCAGGACAUGAGUGCCCUGUUGGAUUAUCACAACCACAUCCGAGCCAACGUGUACCCACCUGCCGCCAACAUGGAGUACAUGGUCUGGGAUGAGAGGCUGGCUAGGUCCGCCGAAGCCUGGGCCACCCAGUGCAUCUGGGCCCACGGGCCCUCGCAGCUGAUGCGAUACGUGGGCCAGAACCUCUCCAUCCACUCUGGCCGGUACCGCUCAGUGGUGGAUCUCGUGAAGUCGUGGUCCGAGGAGAAGCAGCAUUACGUGUUUCCGGCCCCGAGGGACUGUAACCCACACUGUCCUUGGCACUGCAGCGGCCCCGUCUGCUCCCACUACACCCAGAUGGUGUGGGCCUCCUCCAACCGGUUGGGUUGUGCCAUCCACACCUGCGGCAGCAUCAGCGUCUGGGGCAGCACUUGGCAUCAGGCGGUGUACCUGGUCUGCCACUACGCCAUUAAAGGCAACUGGAUCGGGGAGGCUCCCUACAAGAUGGGGAGGCCGUGUUCCGCCUGCCCCCCCAGUUACCGAGGCAGCUGCCGUAGCAACAUGUGCUUCUCUGGUCUGAAGUCCAACAGGCUCCUGUGGUUCUGAAUGUUCCCUGGGUUCUGGCAGAUCUCCAGCUGGGCCUGAACCUUCGAGUCACACCCCCUAAAUGCAGCCCAGGAAGUCCUGGUUCCAAAGGUCAUGAGUUAGGGUCUCCCAUCAAGCUCUGUUUUCCCAAAGAGUGUAGACCUCCUGGCUCUCCUUUCCUCGUUUCUAACUCAAAGGUUCCUGAACGGAUUUGGCCGACUGCCCCUUUUCAGAAAAG